AUGGAAACAGAUGAGGCUCAAGAUAUGUCCCAGGUUUCAGGAAAGGAAAGUCCUCCAAUUAGUGAUGUCCCAGAUGAUGCAGAUGAACCUAUGCCUGUACCAGAGGAUCUUUCAACUAGUACUGGAGGACAACAGAGUGCUAAGAAUGAGAGAGUCUUGGCUGUGUACGGGGCAGAAGGCUUUAGGGACUUUCAUGCAAUAAUUCCCAAAUGUUUUUCCCCUGGUAAUAUUAAAAUAGAGACUCAGAGUGAUGAAGAGAAUGGGCGUGCCUGUGAAAUGAAUGGGGAAGAAUGUGCGGAGGAUUUACGAAUGCUUGAUACCUCGGGAGAGAAAAUGAAUGGCUCACACAAUGGCCCAGGCAGCAAGGCUAUGUCAGGAGUUGGAGGCAUUCGACUUCCUAACGGAAAGCUAAAAUGUGAUAUCUGUGGGAUAAUUUGCAUCGGUCCCAAUGUACUCAUGGUUCACAAACGAAGCCACACUGGAGAACGCCCUUUCCAGUGCAAUCAGUGUGGAGCCUCCUUUACACAGAAGGGCAACCUUCUGCGCCACAUAAAGUUGCACUCAGGUGAAAAGCCCUUCAAGUGUCACCUGUGUAACUACGCCUGCCGUCGUAGGGAUGCCCUCACGGGACACCUGAGGACUCACUCGGUUGGCAAACCGCAUAAGUGUGGAUACUGUGGUCGCAGCUAUAAGCAGCGCAGCUCUUUGGAAGAACAUAAAGAACGCUGUCAUAACUACCUGCAAACCAUGAAUAUCUCAAGCAGCCUUUAUUCAGUCAUAAAAGAGGAAACUAACCAGAGUGAAAUGGCUGAAGACCUGUGCAAGAUAGGGUCAGAAAGAUCCCUCGUGCUGGAUAGACUAGCAAGUAACGUCGCCAAACGUAAGAGCUCUAUGCCUCAGAAAUUUGUUGGUGAGAAAUGUCUGCCUGAUCUUCCAUAUGAUGCAACCACCAACUAUGAGAAGGAGAAUGAGAUAAUGCAGACGCACGUUAUAGACCAGGCCAUUAAUAACGCCAUCAGUUACCUGGGAGCAGAGUCCUUGCGUCCCCUUGUCCAGACACCACCAGGUGGUUCUGAGGUGGUGCCUGUCAUCAGCCCCAUGUAUCAGCUCCACAAACCUCUCGGGGACAAUCAGGCUCGCUCCAACCAUACAGCUCAGGACAGCGCAGUGGAGAACUUGUUGCUGCUUUCCAAAGCCAAAUCUGUCUCCUCUGAACGAGAUGCCUCUCCCAGCAACAGCUGCCAAGACUCAACAGAUACAGAGAGCAAUAACGAGGAACGCAGUGGUUUAAUUUACCUGACAAACCACAUAGGUCCCCAUGCAAGAAAUGGCAUCUCUAUAAAAGAAGAAAACAGGCAAUACGAUGUCUUGAGGGCAGGUACUGACAAUUCCCAGGAUGCUUUCAAAGUGAUCAGCAGCAAUGGGGAGCAAGUGAAAGUUUACAAGUGCGAACACUGUCGAGUCCUUUUCUUGGAUCAUGUGAUGUAUACAAUCCAUAUGGGCUGCCACGGGUUCCGCGAUCCUUUUGAAUGCAACAUGUGUGGCUACCAUAGCCAGGACAGGUACGAAUUCUCUUCCCACAUAACUCGAGGGGAGCACCGUUUCCACAUGAGUUAAAACUGCUCCGGCACAGAUCCAGCCUCAACAGCUGUUACUGGAGCUGUGCGAGCCACGACAGCAACAAAGCACAAGUCAGCUGGACAGUAAAAGUAACAAAAGAAUCAAAAGUUCAGCUAUCUUCUCCCACAAGAAGAGAUUUUUCCUUUUGGCAGCAUGCAUUGCAACUCAGUUUUGUAAAAUGAGUACUAAAGUUUUUACUGAAAAUGUUUGAUCACCAAAAAGCUUUAGUAAAGUAAGUAGGAGCUUUUGUAGUCACGUAGUGAAAGCCCUUCCCUUAACUGAUGCUUCUUGCAAACCUCCCUUGCCAGAACUGUUAACCAUGCACAGGAUGCACCACGCAGAUGAGGAUGCAACAGACAGGAGUGGCCAAGCCUUCUCUCUAAACACGCUGAGCAUAGGGCUCUUACACCAGACGUAUGUGUUUUGACUUCCUGGUAUUAUUUGACUCUUCUGGGAAGAUUAAACUCAACUAAAGAUGGAGGGGCCCAUCUCGGAUGACUUCACAGAUGGUUGGGGUGGGACA
Antrostomus carolinensis (chuck-will's-widow) is the source of this 2143-nucleotide messenger RNA. RefSeq names its product DNA-binding protein Ikaros. Gene Ontology annotation, molecular function: RNA polymerase II cis-regulatory region sequence-specific DNA binding; DNA-binding transcription factor activity. The coding region runs from base 1 to 1617 and encodes 538 amino acids. Gene Ontology annotation, biological process: positive regulation of transcription by RNA polymerase II. The transcript has 8 exons. Gene Ontology annotation, cellular component: nucleus. NCBI's taxonomy places the organism in Eukaryota, Metazoa, Chordata, Aves, Caprimulgiformes, Caprimulgidae. The record is from RefSeq and is a predicted model, not a curated record.